Oikopleura dioica is the source of this 1947-nucleotide messenger RNA. NCBI's taxonomy places the organism in Eukaryota, Metazoa, Chordata, Appendicularia, Copelata, Oikopleuridae. The record is from the annotation of a GenBank genome assembly.
AUGAAGCUGUUAAAUUUCUUUUUGGGCCUUUUGGCCUCGUCCGUCCGCGCUGACGACAAGAAGGACGACGUCGGAACCGUUAUCGGUAUCGAUUUGGGAACCACUUAUUCCUGCGUCGGUGUCUUCAAGGGAGGCAGAGUUGAAAUCAUUGCCAACGAUCAGGGUAACCGAAUCACCCCAUCCUACGUUGCCUUCACCUCCGAGGGUGAGCGACUCAUCGGUGAUGCCGCCAAGAACCAGCUUACUACCAACCCACAAAACACUGUUUUCGAUGCCAAGCGACUCAUCGGCCGAACCUGGUCCGACCCCGCCGUCCAGUCCGACAAGAAGUUCUUCCCAUUCGCCGUUGUUGAAGAUAAAUCCAAGCCCGCCAUCAAGGUCAACACUGGCUCUGGCGACAAGACUUUCACCCCAGAAGAAAUCUCCGCUAUGGUCCUCGGAAAGAUGAAGCGAAUUGCUGAAGAUUACCUCGGAACCACUGUUACCCACGCCGUUGUCACUGUCCCCGCCUAUUUCUCUGAUGCCCAGCGACAGGCUACCAAGGAUGCUGGCGUUAUCUCCGGUAUGACAAUCAUGCGAAUCAUCAACGAACCUACUGCUGCCGCUAUUGCCUACGGUUUGGACAAGGACAAGGAAGGCGAGAAGAACAUCCUUGUAUUCGAUCUUGGUGGAGGUACCUUCGAUGUCUCUCUCCUCACUAUCGACUCUGGUGUCUUCGAGGUCGUCGCUACUAACGGUGAUACUCAUCUUGGAGGUGAAGAUUUCGAUCAGCGAGUCAUGGACCACUUCAUGAAGCUCUACAAGAAGAAGACAGGCAAAGAUAUCCGAAAAGACAACCGAGCCGUCCAGAAACUCCGACGAGAAGUCGAGAAGGCCAAGCGAGCUCUUUCUUCCACUCACUCCGCUCGAAUUGAAAUCGAAUCUUUCUUUGAUGGCGAGGACUUCUCCGAGACUCUCACCCGAGCCAAGUUCGAGGAACUCAACAACGAUCUUUUCCGAGGAACCCUCAAGCCAGUCCAGAAGGUCUUGGAAGACGGUGAAAUGAAGAAGAACGAAAUCGAUGAAAUCGUCCUUGUCGGUGGCUCCACUCGAAUCCCCAAGGUCCAGCAGCUCGUCAAGGAAUUCUUCAACGGCAAGGAACCAUCCAAAGGUAUCAACCCCGAUGAGGCCGUCGCUUAUGGUGCCGCUGUCCAGGCUGGUGUUCUCUCCGGUGAAGACAACGUCGAUGUCGUCCUUCUCGAUGUCUGCCCAUUGACCCUCGGUAUCGAAACUGUCGGUGGUGUCAUGACCAAGAUCAUUCCCAGAAACUCCGUCGUCCCAACCAAGAAACAACAGAUCUUUUCCACCGCCGCCGAUAACCAACAGACCGUCACCAUCCAGGUCUUCGAAGGUGAACGACCAAUGACCAAGGACAACCACAUCCUCGGCAAGUUCGAUCUCAACGGCAUUCCCCCAGCUGCCCGAGGUGUUCCCCAGAUCGAGGUCACCUUCGAAAUCGAUGUCAACGGUAUCCUCCGAGUCUCUGCUGAAGAUAAGGGCACUGGUACCAAAGAAAAGAUCGAGAUCAAGAACGACUCCAACCGACUCUCCCCCGAAGAUGUCGAGCGAAUGAUCAAGGACGCCGAAAUGUUCGCUGAGGAAGACGCCAAGGUCGCUGCCCGAGCCACCGCCAAGAACGAGCUCGAACAGUACGCUUACGGACUCAAGAACCAGGUCGGAAACGACGACCCCGAGAAGGGCCUUGGAUCCAAGCUCUCCGAUGAAGACAAGGAAGAGAUUAACACCGCCGUCGAAAACACCAUCGAAUGGCUCGACGAAAACGGCGAGACUGCUGAAGCCGAAGACAUUAAAGAAAUGAAGGAGAAGCUCGAAGGUAUCGUCAAGCCAAUCAUCGACGCCCUUUACGCUGACCAGGGUGGUUCUGAUGAAGACCACGACGAGUUGUAA